AAAAAUAAAAUAAAGUAUAAAAUUUGAAACAAAUCUCUAUACAAGAAUUGAGGUUGACCUUCCUUCCAUAUAUAAUUAAAUUGUGUAAUUUAAACCAAAUCAGUCAACCAAUUGUUUUAUUUUAUUACCUUCUUUAAAACACUUCCUCUUCCUCACAUCGUCUUGUUCAAAAACCCCCCACAUUUUGAUAAUUUAUUGGGUUUAGUUUUUUGAGGGAAAUGAGGGAUGCUUUCAGGGGUAAAAAAAACUGCUUCUGCUUGCUGGAAACCUGUUCGACGGUAUGUCCGAAUGAACAUAGGUAAUAAUAGCAACCAUGACCGCGAUGGUUCCGACAGUGGUUCCGCCGGAGAACACCCUUUAUUUUGGUCAAGAGAUUUGGAGAGGCAUUUUCUCGGUGAAUUUUCCUUUGCUGUUUUUCAGGCAAAUGAAGUUCUAGAAGAUCGUAGUCAAGUUGAGAUUGGUCGUGAUGCUACUUUUAUUGGUGUUUAUGAUGGUCAUGGUGGGGCUGAUGCUGCUCGCUACAUUUCUGAUCAUCUCUUUUUUCAUCUCAUCAAGCUUGUUGACGACAGCAGAAGCAUGUCAGAAGAUGUGAUAAGAGGUGCUCUUACUGCAACGGAGGAUGGUUUUCUUACUCUUGUUUCCAGGACUUUCAAAUUCAAGCCUGUAAUAGCUGGAAUUGGAUCGUGUUGUCUGGUUGGUCUGAUUUGGAAAGGGACAUUAUAUGUUGCUAAUCUGGGUGAUUCACGAGCUGUAAUAGGUACUCUGGGUCGAACAAACAAGAUUGUUGCAGAGCAGUUGACUACUGAGCAUAAUGCUUCUAGGUCGGAGAUUAGAGAAGAACUUAGGUCCUCACAUCCUGAUGAUUCAUCCAUCUUGGUUCAGAAGCAGGGGGUUUGGCGAAUCAAAGGCAUUAUUCAGGUCUCUAGAUCCAUUGGAGAUGCAUACUUGAAGAGUCCAGAACUUGCUCUUGAUCCCACAUUUCCAAGAUUUCACUUUCCUGAACCCAUAAGUCGUCCUGUGCUAACAGCUGAACCAUCAGUAUGCACCAGAGCUCUAAAACCUAACGAUCAGUUUCUGAUAUUUGCUUCAGAUGGUCUCUGGGAGCACUUCACUAAUGACGAAGCUGUCCAGCUUGUUCACAACAGUCCUCGAGUGGGGAUUGCAAAAAGGCUUGUCCAAAAUACACUGAAAACGGUUGCAAGAAAGAUGAAAAUGAAAGAUGAACAACUGAGGGAUGUGGAAAAGGGAGAAAGAAGAAAAUAUCACGAUGAUAUAACCGUGGUUGUUAUAUUUUUGGACCACGACUUGCUGAAUGAAGAGAUGAGUCUGCCGAUAGCUGAACUGUCGGUGCAAGGGUUUGUUGAUACUUGUGGCCCGUCCAAAUUCAACAUUCUGCAGCAGGCAACCUCAAGGACCUGCUGAAACCUUACGGACCUUCAUUCUUUGGCUGUUCAUGUUGGUUUCAGCGCUACCUAUAUUAUAUGCAUUCUGGAAGACAACCUUCAUCAGAAAUAUUAUGAUGCUCAAAAUCAGAAUGAUAGUCUGUUUGUACAAAGACUAGUAUAACAUCAUAAAGCAUCGCCAAUUUUGAUUAAUUCAAUGUCCUCGCUAAUUUCCACUCAA
Molecule: messenger RNA, 1623 nt
Organism: Spinacia oleracea (spinach)
Lineage: Eukaryota; Viridiplantae; Streptophyta; Magnoliopsida; Caryophyllales; Amaranthaceae
Product: probable protein phosphatase 2C 25
Exons: 4
Coding region: 226-1422 (398 amino acids)
Biological process (GO): protein dephosphorylation
Molecular function (GO): protein serine/threonine phosphatase activity; cation binding
Source: RefSeq, a predicted model, not a curated record